UGGGGAUUCUUCCAGGCAAGCUAACUUUUUUUACCUCCUUUGUCAUUUUUGAUAAAAUAUUUCUUGGAAAUGUGUACACUAGUUUGGUGACAGAUCAUUGGUAACUACGGAUUGUUGCUGGCUAUAUUAACAGAUCGUUAACCAUGGUAUCAAGGCUUCUCUCAUGGAGGAAAUGCUGAAAUCGGUUGAAGGGUUCUUCUCUCUUACAUGGGAAGAGAAAAUGAAAUAUGCUUCAGAUGAUGUUAUGAAUCCAGUACGGUACGGGACAAGCUUAAACACAUCGAAACCCCACAUUCUCCAUUGGAGAGACUACUUACGCCACUUCGGCCAUCCAAUUGAAAGCAGCUUUCACCUCUGGCCUAAUAAUCCUUCUAACUACAGGGAAGUAGCAAAAAAGUACUUGGAAGAUGUCUGGAAAUUGGCAAUGAAGAUAAGUAGUGCUAUUGCAGAAGGAUUAGGUCUCGAAAAGGAUUACAUAGAGAAAUCACUCGGUGAAGGUUGUCAAAUUGUUGCCUCAAAUUACUACCCUCCAUGUCCAGAGCCACAUCUUACUUUAGGUCUCUCUGCACAUUCAGACCACGGAGGUCUUACCAUUUUGAUGCAGAAUGAUGUCAAUGGAUUGCAAGUUCGGUACAAUGACACUUGGAUCCCAGUCCAUCACGUUCCUGGCACACUCGUUGUCAACAUUGGCGAUUAUUUAGAGAUAUUGAGCAAUGGGAGGUACAAGAGUGUGGAACAUAGAGCUGUGGUCAAUGAAGAAAAGACUAGGAUUUCGAUAGCUGUGGGUCAUGGGCCUGAUCUGAACUCCAUAAUAGCGCCUGCACGCGCCCUUGUCGACGAGAAGGAUGAACGUCCUCUCUACAAGCCCAUUGUUUACAGAGACUAUAUGAGAUGUCAACAGAGCUGUGCAGUGAGAGGAAAAGAACCACUAGGAAUUGUAAAGACCAAUGCAUCCUCAACCUCAUCAUCAUCAUUAGAGAUUUCAUACCCCUCAGAGUCGGCUUCAUCGAAGAUUUCAUCACCACAGUAGCCGCCACCCUCGGGGCCAGAGUUUUAUGUUAAUCACACUAAACUUGAAGAAUAAAUCUGUACUAGUUAUCUUAUCACUGUCAGCAUUUGAAUUUGAAAUAUGAAGUUUGGAUCGUAGAGAUCGAAAUUUUUAAUCAUAUACUAAUUCAAACACCAUAUGGUUAUCAGAAACUAAAGUAUAUACAACUUCGAUCCAAA
Messenger RNA from Papaver somniferum (opium poppy), 1227 nucleotides. RefSeq names its product protein DOWNY MILDEW RESISTANCE 6-like. Lineage: Eukaryota; Viridiplantae; Streptophyta; Magnoliopsida; Ranunculales; Papaveraceae. Bases 164 to 1030 code for a protein of 288 amino acids. The transcript is spliced from 3 exons. The record is from RefSeq and is a predicted model, not a curated record.